UUUUGAAAAGCAAAAUUCAGUUGGUAUAAAACACACGAGUCGCGAGGAAGCAGAACCAGAACGCGAUUGAAUUUCGUUAGAGCUACAAAAAUAAGCAAAGAAAACAGUUUUGCCACUUAAAAAUUUUCACGCGCAUAGGCAAUCAGGAAACACAAACACCAAACACACACACACACACACACACACACACUCGACUACAUUCCACAAAAUGGCCGCAGUCGACAACAGUGACGAGGCGUUCCAUCUGCGCCUGGGCUACUUGAGGCCAGAGACCAUUGAGUUUGCCCGAACGGAGCUGCGUGAAACGGAGGAAGUCAAGGCGGAGGCCAUUGUCAAGUUGCGUGCACUGCUCAAGGAAACGCCAGAGAUCAACUACAAGGAUGACGAUGCCUUCCUCACCAUCUUUCUGCGCGCUACCCACUUUUAUCCUGAGGGCGCUUUGGAGAAGAUGAAAACCACCGCAAGCUUUCGUAAGGAACACGCGGCAUUGGUGCACGGACUGCAGGCGGAGCAGCUGAAGGAGUUCUUCAUCAAGGGCAGCGUCAUCAAUGUGCUGAGGAACUGUGACCAGAAGGGACGCCGAGUGCUGAUCGUCAACGCCGGCAAACUGUGGGAUCCCAAUGAAAUUCCCAGCGAUGAAUUGUUCCGCAUGCUCUACAUGGUGCACAUUGCCGCCCAACUGGAGGAGGAGACGCAAGUGCGUGGCGUCGUUUGCAUCAUGGACUUCGAUGGCCUGGGCAUGAAGCAAGUGAAGGCUCUGUCGCCCAGUUUCUCAAAGCGUCUGCUCACCUUCAUUCAAGAGGCAAUGCCGCUGCGCAUGAAGGAGGUGCACUUCGUCAAGCAGCCCUUCAUCUUCAACAUGGUGUGGACUCUCUUCAAGCCCUUCGUCAAGGAGAAGCUGAACAAGCGCAUGCACUUCCAUGGCAGUGACAUGAAAUCCCUGCACAAGUUCCUAGAUCCCUCGGUCCUGCCGGCCAACUACAAGGGCCAGUUGCCAGCCAUCGAUUAUGGCGGCAAGGAGUGGUUCCCCGCUCUCGAGCUGCAGGCCGACUUUGUGAACACCUGGAGCGAACUGGGACCAGCCCAGUGGUAGCCAUGUCGAUAUACGUUAAUGUACUCUCACAAUUUGUGUAAUUAUAAUUACUUAUGUUUUUGAUUAGUCCUAACCGCUUCACAAUAAACUAGUUCAAUAAUUCAAA
Molecule: messenger RNA, 1199 nt
Organism: Drosophila grimshawi
Lineage: Eukaryota; Metazoa; Arthropoda; Insecta; Diptera; Drosophilidae
Product: clavesin-1
Exons: 4
Coding region: 209-1093 (294 amino acids)
Cellular component (GO): membrane
Molecular function (GO): phosphatidylinositol bisphosphate binding
Source: RefSeq, a predicted model, not a curated record